AUGGCUAGAAAAUCUCGGAAAAAAGGCACAGGCAUUGUAGAAGGCAAUAUCGAUGCUGCACGUUAUGUAACCGUUCAUAAACACCGCAAACUGGACGAAUAUGGACACACUAUUGGUGUUGAGAGAAGACUGGAGGCUCUACCGGAAGAGCCUGAAUUGCAGAUUCAGACCUAUGAGGAUCUCCGACACAGAGGUCAAUCAGUGGAACAACAUCAGAUUGAUGAGUGGGGACACAAUGAUAAUCCUGGCGACACUGCCUUUACUCAUGAUGACCUGGUGACAACCACGGGAAAGAAGAGGCAGAGAGAUUAUAUACUGCAGUUUGUGAAUAGAGUGGAUGAGUUCUUGGGUGUUUUGCUCACCAGAGAAGCUCGACCAUCGGAUGAAACAACCUGCAACCACUGUAAGACAGGAUCUAUAGCCAUCUGGAGAUGCGAUGACUGCAGUUUGGGACACACUAUGUGCAGAAAAUGCAUGCGCAUAACCCAUUCUGAUGAUCCUUUCCAUAAGAUUCGGCGAUGGAAUGGCAAGCACUUUGCAUCUGCCGAACUAUGGCAAGUGGGGGUCCACAUAUUUGUGCCGCACUACUCGGGAACACGUAUAUGCGAAAUAUUAAACCUUCAGAAAGUGCAAUUAGAGCGAGAAGAGACUGUAAAAGACAAUGCCGAACAGCAAGAACUUAGGCGACACGUGGCGAACACAACAAGACCUAACAAUGGCGAGAUCGAUGAGCAUGGCGAUGUAGAUGGUGGCGAGGUCGACGGAAAUGGCGAAGUUCAGGGCGAAGAUUUUUCCGAGCCAGAUCAACCACGUAUAAAUGCCCAACAAUCCGUAGAGAGUGACGCCAUUGCCGACCAACGUUUUUUUGCAUACCUAGACAAUAUUCGAAGCAACAGCGAUAUUGAGCCCCCUGAAGAACCUGAUGAUGACGCCGAAGUUGGGGAUGCCGAGGGCGAAGGUGAUGUCGAAAUUUUGCCAGGGACUACUGGGAUGUCAGACCAAGAUGAUUCAAGUUUCUAUGCUCUGCAAAACUCAACGCGGGUUGUUCAUUCAAACGGAAUUCAUAAUCUACCCCUUGUGACCUGUUCCUGUCGCGGGAUGGAACAAAUACCAGCGGACCUUAUUGCCUGUCGGCUUCUACCCACUAGCUUUGUGCGAAUUCGAACAGUCUUCACAGCACAAGUCUUGGACAAGUUUCGUCUCUGUAAUCUAGAACUACAAUCAUCAGCAUAUCAGUUCUAUCAGCUUGUGCGCCGACUUACCAAGCCUAUGGACCCCUCAAGUGUCGUUAAUCUAUAUAAUGAGUUUCGAAGAAUGACUCGAUUGUGGAGAUGGAUGAAAAAGUUGAAGUGGGCCGGGUUUGCUGGUCAUAAUGGUAAAGCGGUCAAGGAUGUGUGUAAGGGCGAGCUUGCAAAUUUCUGCCCUGCUUGCCCUCAGCCAGGCAUUAACCUUCCGGACGGGUGGGAAAAUGACCCUAAUAAAUUUGUCUAUCGCCGUGUUCUAGUCGCAGACGGUAACUUUAAAGCAGACCAUGUGCAACCCAAAAAGCAAUCAAAUGACAUAUGGCUUUCCGAAGGCGGGGGGAUGAUUCCUAAGCGCGAGGAGUAUCACAGCUUCCUAAAGACUGCCAUCGAGAAGCUAACGGGAGCGCCAUGCGAAAACACGUUCAGAGCAAUAACGGGAGCCAUGCUCGCAUCAAAGUCUUGCGAUGUCACAGGAGUUGUGGGGGUAGCAUGCGCUCGUCAUGGGUGUUAUGCACCUAAUGCAUUGGUAGACCUGUUCAAAGGCGAGCAACAAAAAAAUGUUGACUUCGCCCUGCUCACCGCCUUGAAGUCGACUGGCGUAGAUCCUCGCCAAGGUGCCAUGAUUAUAUAUGAUGUCAUUUGUCAGUUCAUCAUACACCUGAAGACGAGGAUUGGGCAUUUACUUCCUGAAGGUCUUGACAUUGACCGUGCAAUUGGUUUAUUCCAUGUUCAUGCUCAUAAAGAUGAUUGUCUCUUUCGUUAUUCGCCUGCUUUCAUCCCAGGUGCUGCACGUGUAAUUGGUGAGAUACUGGAAUCCUUGUGGGGAAAAAUGAAUCACGUCUCGCCAGCUUCAAGGACGGCAACACUGGCACAUCGAGCAGAAAUGUUAGACGACCAUGCCAGUGAUUCGAAUCAUAGCAAAGCACUCGCGUUGCCAAAGGAUCUAUGCCGGCGAUACGUCGAGGCUGUCGAAACUAGAGACUGCGCCGAAAAAUACUUUGCCGAAGUUUCCAGGGUAGCGCCACAGGAUGUUGUGGAAUUAUGGACAAGGCAGAUUGUUGAUGCUGAGGCUCGUCGUUUGAUUUCUCCCAAGGUGAUGGAUAUAUACGCUGCAAAAGGUAGAGGUCAAGAGGUCACGGAUACGACAGAAACAACUGAAACAACGUCAAAUGAUCCCAUUGAGGCAUACAUUCAAUUUGCACUGAUGGUGGAGGAAAAACAAAUUGAGAUUCGCCUUUGUGUUCGACAGCUCACCAAAUCUCCUCGACAUGCCGAUCCUCAAAAAUUACAAAGUCUUCGCGAAAAAUUGCAGCCGUUGAUUUCUGAGCUUGAACGACUACAAGAAUGUGCAGGGGUGUUGGAACACUCCCAGACUCAACCGGAUACUUCGGUGGAAAUGUUGGAUUGGGCGGACGAGAUUACGGAUGAUGAUGUUGUAAUUCCACCUCCCCAACCUACUCAACCUCUGCAGCCUAUCGAGGAACACAAGAUCUUUCUUCCAUCCCACUACAAUGUAGAUCAACGCUGGGCUCCGGUGGAACUAAAGGCUCGAAUUUCGCAAGCCAAUUCGCAUUUGAACCAAAUACGAAAUCUUAUUGCCGAGAAAUCAUUUCAGUAUUCGGACGUCAUUCGGAAUGCUCCACGCAAAGGAGUCAGGACAAGAUCUCGAGCUCGCAUUGAUGAGAUGAACCAUAGAUUAACAUUCUAUAGUCAACUCUAUACUGAAUGCCGAACUCGCUUGAUUAAUCUAGGGGCAGAUAGCUCAAUCUUGGCCAAAUUCCAGAAGCUAUCAAAGGAUGAUGUCAAGACCAGCACAGCAAUUCUAGAUCCUAACAAACCUGGGUCGACAAGAAUACGUCUCUCGUGGAUCUGGCAUAAUUCAAGCAAUCAACGCCUAGGACCCAAUAUUAUUGCCGAGAAUGGCGAAAUUCGACCGGCGGAUCCUGAAGGUAGCCAUAUCAAUGUGGAGGAAACAGAUCCCGAGACCCUAACAGAAUUCAAACGCGUCCACUGGUUACGUGCCCGUGCCCAAUUUCAUAGAUGGAGAGAGGAAGCCAUUAUGUUGGACUACGAGAUGCAGUGGACAGUACGAUACUUCUCCAAAAAAGAAGAGUGGUGGAAAAAUAGUGCUGUAGUUGCGCUCGCCGAUGACCCGGCUGGCGACAACAUUGUCAAUGCAGGGCGAGCUGCCUAUGCUGACCGUCAAAGUAGUAUCUGGGGCGAGAUGGCACGGCGAGCUGAUUAUCUGUUUCAUAUGACUAAUCCUAGCUAUAAAAAGAUUUGA
This is a messenger RNA of Psilocybe cubensis, 3528 nucleotides long. RefSeq lists its product as uncharacterized. Bases 1 to 3528 code for a protein of 1175 amino acids. NCBI's taxonomy places the organism in Eukaryota, Fungi, Basidiomycota, Agaricomycetes, Agaricales, Agrocybaceae. The record is from RefSeq and is a predicted model, not a curated record. The transcript has 5 exons.